Messenger RNA from Closterium sp. Naga37s-1, 1176 nucleotides. Lineage: Eukaryota; Viridiplantae; Streptophyta; Zygnematophyceae; Desmidiales; Closteriaceae. The record is from the annotation of a GenBank genome assembly.
AUGGUGCGCCUUGCAUCUAAUCAUCUCCUCCCUUCCCACCGCAAAUCAGGCAUCGGUCUACUGGCGGUAGUGCAGGCGAUGAUGACAGAUGGCAUCAAGACCUGUUUGACCAGAGAGGUGGUGGAGGCCGAAGAUGAUAAACCUACUGUUAACGGUGCGUCUUGCAUCGAAUCCUCUCCGUCCCUUCCCACCUCAAUCAGGCGACACUCUACUGGUGGCAGCGGUGACGAAGACAGAUGGCAUCACGACCUGUUUGACCAGAUCGGCGACAAUGAUGACGGCCCUACUGGUGAUGGUGUCCCCCCAGCCAACGACCUCCGCGCUCUGCUCAGGGCCAAGGGGGGGAACCUGCAGGGGGCAGGGGGAAAAUUAGGGGGAAGGCUGGGCGGAAAAGUGCAGGUGGGGGACCUCCGCCACAAGUUGUCUGGGGGGAGCGGGGGAAAGGGGGGAAACGGGGGACGCGGGGGGAAGGUCACCAGGGGGAGGCUCGACGCAGGAGGGGGAGGCAGUGCGGGGAUUUUUGCAGCAGAAGGGGAGAGGGGAGGGAAUGGGGAAGCAGUAGCACGGGGAAGAGGAGGGGAGGGAAUGGUGGUGAGGGGUAGAGGAGCAGUGACGAACCUCUCCUCUCUAUCCUCCGUAUCUUUUAGGAGUGAUGAGAGGAUGGUGGUUGGUGGGGACGUGGGAGGGGUGGUGAGAGUGGCAGCUGCUGCUGCUGCCGCUGCUUCUACUGCAGCAGGAGGAAGGGGAGGGGGAGAACGGCUAGUGAAGCAGCAGCAGCCGCGGCAGCAGCACCAGCAGCAGCAGCAGGAGCAGCAGCAGAGGAGGCUGACAGUGGUGGUGGCAAAUGAUGGGGUUGGAGGAGCAGGGAGCGUCAGGAGGAGAAGCACCGUGGUGGGGGCGGUAGGAGUGGGGAAAGAGAGGGGGCUGGCAGCUAUGGAUGCUGACGUGGCGAUGGAGGGGGGAGAUGAGCAGCAGGUGAGAAAGCGGCUGGAGCGAAGGCUGUGCGUGGAUGCUGACGUGGCGAUGGAGGGGGGCGACGAGCAGCAGGUGAGAAAGCGUGAGAAGGGAGUGGCUGCAAUGUUUGCUGACGUGGCUAUGGGAGGGGCUGACGAGCAGCAGGUGAGAGGCAGCUGGGGAGAGGAGAACCCAUGCGCAUCCUGUGGUUCGUGUCUUUAA